AUGGGGGGGGGUGAAGAAGAAAAAGCAGCGUCAUCUGAGGAGGUAGUGGACCUGACGCUGGACUCGGAUGACGAGGACGCCGCACCGCGUGCUCAAGGCGAGCUGGAGGAAGGCAAUGCGCGUGACGAGAAAGACGAGAGCGCGCAUUCAGAGGAGGCGAGCGAUGAAGAUGAAGAGGAAGACGACGAAGAGGAGGAUUAUGCGGGAAAUGAAGAGGAAGAGGAAGGCGACGACUGCGAAGAGGACGAUCUAGAGGACGAUGACGAGGGAGACUGGCUUGACGACGAAGGCGACACCCAGGAUGAGGACGACCAGGAGGGGUAUCCCGAAGACGAGGCUGAUGAGAGAAGCCACGCAGACGAAGCCAUGACCAAGACUGCAACUGAGUCCGCGGACAAAGAAUACAAGUUCUUCCACGCGGCCCCUACCCGUUGCCUGCGCGAGCGCCAGGAACGCCCACGCGAAGGGCCUUCCGAGAACGAGAUGCGUGACGACGAGGAAGAAGAGAGUGAAGACUGCUUGCAGAGUCAAGAAGAGACCCCUUUUAUCGAAACUGUCUGUGGCACGGGCGCAUGCCUCGUGGGCGGAAAUGCUCUCGUGUCACAGACGGACAGCGAAGAAGAGAGCGAGCGCGCGCGUCCGGGCGAACCCAAAGUCGACGGCGACGCCGGCGACGCAGAGUUUGACCCCGAGAGUCUGCCGCAAGAGCCGUCGCCGAUAAAAGAUCUUGGCGUGAAGGACGAGCAUGCGGGCGGAGCACUUCCGGAACAGAGAAAAAACGAAAGUGGCGCCUCUCCGCUUUCGCGUCUUGAAGAAGCCAACCAGUAUCUCUUGUCGUUCCCGCAAAGACGCCCGUCUUUGUCCUCGCGUAUGGGCGAGCGCCGCCCGUCGCUCGAUCCCAAGUGCUUUGACGUUUCCUAUACGCCAUUAGUCGUGAAUCCAGCACUGGUGCCGGCGGUGUCAGAAGAGCCAGCACGUCUUCCCGAUUCCCACGAUCUCAUGGCGUUUCUGGAUGAGCCGCCGCCGAAGGGGUGGGAUUCCGAGCCCUUGAACAAGGCAAAGUUGAAUGUCGAGAGCACUCCAGAGGACGCGUUCUGGCGGCCCCUGCCCGGCGAAAGACAAGAAGCUGCGCCGAGAUAUCUGGUGAUGACGCCGAAGCCUCGUUCGCGAGACGAAGCCGACGGCCGCCCACCCAAACGAAGACGCAUCGACAUCCCGAGUUCUCAAGCCACGCCAGCGUCUGCAGACACUUCGCCGUCGCGCAGGGAGGAGAAGCCGACCGAGCCCGCAGACACUCGACCCAAAAAACGAGCAAAAUCGACUGAAGCCGAGCCGGAGGCUUCCGCUGAGGCCGACACGCGCGCGGCGAAGCGACACCGCCGAGAUGAUAAAGAAGAGAGACUUCGCGACCGGAUAGACAGGAAACUCCAUGGUGCGUCAAGCAGAAAAGCAUCCGAGUUCGAAUGCAGGCUCACUUGCCUAUCAAGAGGUCAGCUUCUCGACCUCGUGGUUGACUUAACGUCACAGUUUCCCGAAACCAGGCAAAUGGUCGAAGAUGCCGUCCGCCACCGAUCGCUCGAGACCUAA
Messenger RNA from Besnoitia besnoiti, 1587 nucleotides. RefSeq lists its product as uncharacterized. The record is from RefSeq and is a predicted model, not a curated record. The transcript has a single exon. Bases 1 to 1587 code for a protein of 528 amino acids. Lineage: Eukaryota; Apicomplexa; Conoidasida; Eucoccidiorida; Sarcocystidae.